This is a messenger RNA of Puntigrus tetrazona (Sumatra barb), 1268 nucleotides long. RefSeq lists its product as uncharacterized. NCBI's taxonomy places the organism in Eukaryota, Metazoa, Chordata, Actinopteri, Cypriniformes, Cyprinidae. The transcript has 2 exons. Bases 74 to 817 code for a protein of 247 amino acids. The record is from RefSeq and is a predicted model, not a curated record.
UCUGGCCAUCCUGGGGCUACUAGAACAUGCAAACUUAUCCGAAGGAGGUUUUGGUGGCCAAAGCUGCAGGAGGAUGUCAAGACUUUUGUUGCUGCAUGUACUGUGUGUGCCCAGAAUAAGGAUCCCAGAACCCACCCUCAGGGACUACUGCAUCCCCUCCCUAUCCCUAAACAUCCAUGGUCACACAUAUCUCUGGACUUUGUCACAGGUCUACCUAAAUCUCAAGGAGCCUGAAGUAUGUGUUCCAGCUGCUGCUCAAAUGGUUCGACGUUGUCGACAGACCUGGCAGAAGGCACGGGCAGCUCUACUGAAAGCUUCUCAACAACAGCGGAGACAAUCAAACCGGAGGCGGAGGCUGGGACCAAUGCUUCGUCAAGGUCAAAGGGUGUGGCUGUCCACCAGAGACCUUCCGCUGCGAGUGGAAUCUCGCAAACUGGCUCCACGUUAUAUUGGCCCUUUUAAGAUCCUCAGGAAGAUAAAUCCAGUGUCUUACCGCCUACUGCUUCCAAGAUCCAUGAGGAUCCACCCAACGUUUCAUGUCUCUCGAUUAAAGCCUGUUGUUUCUUCUUCUCUGUCCCCAGCUCAAAAGCCUGCCCCAGCUGCCCGUAUCAUCAACGGACAACCAGCUUAUACAGUGCGCAGGCUGGUGGAUUCUCGUCUGGUCCGUGGAAAAGUGCAGUAUUUGGUCGACUGGGAGGGUUAUGGACCAGAAGAGCGCUCAUGGGUUCCGGCUCGAGACAUUUUGGACCCUGAGCUUAUUUCAGUUUUUCACCGUUCUCAAAGAAUCCAUCAAGAGAACGUCAGGAGCCGUUCUUAGAAGAGGGACUCCUGUAAGAGUUCACCACUGGACUGUAAUACACCUCCUAGUCAGCAGGUGGCGCCUCUCUCCAGGCUUCUGCUGAACAGCACCUUUCGUUUGCCCUGAUAGGUGACACCUGUGUUUAGCACUAUUUAAUGAGUUUGUGCCAUGCUUGUUUGUUCAGUCUUGAGCCUUGGUUUCCAGUGUCUACUGUGAGAUAAGUCUGUCUUGAGUUUAUGUUUUUGACUAUCACGUCUACUUUGUUUUUCCCUGUUUAUUGGAGUCACUGAUUCCUGUUUUGUUGGACUUUUCCUCAAGUAAAGUUUGAUUUAUUUUUGAAGACUUUUUGACUCUGCCUUUUGCUACCUCUGCACCUGAAUUCAUUUGUUGGGAAGUUAGCUCAGCCUGUCUACACAGAGCACUGAGUCUAGUAGACCUGGGUUCGAUCCCCACUCAAAGCAGAACCGUA